Messenger RNA from Perognathus longimembris pacificus (Pacific pocket mouse), 6684 nucleotides. RefSeq names its product zinc finger and BTB domain containing 34 (gene Zbtb34). Bases 227 to 1729 code for a protein of 500 amino acids. Gene Ontology annotation, molecular function: protein binding; DNA-binding transcription factor activity, RNA polymerase II-specific; RNA polymerase II cis-regulatory region sequence-specific DNA binding. Gene Ontology annotation, biological process: regulation of transcription by RNA polymerase II. NCBI's taxonomy places the organism in Eukaryota, Metazoa, Chordata, Mammalia, Rodentia, Heteromyidae. The record is from RefSeq and is a predicted model, not a curated record. The transcript is spliced from 2 exons.
CCAGCCUAGACUGGCUUUGAAGCUCAAUCCUUAUAUCUCAGCCUCCUGAGUAGCUAGGAUUACAGGCAUAAACUAUCAAUGCCCGACUUGUCUCCUCUUUUUAAUGGCCAUAUCUUGUCUGUCUUCCAGGCUUUGAUGGGAAUGCCUCCACUGAAGUGUUUACCAGAAUGUGCUCCAGGGAGCGCUAAUUCUUUGAAUACUAAUAUUACGCUUCAUAUCAGUAGAAAUGGACAGCAGCAGUUUUAUUCAGUUUGAUGUGCCCGAGUACAGCAGCACCGUUCUGAGCCAGCUAAACGAACUCCGCCUGCAAGGGAAACUAUGUGACAUCAUCGUCCACAUUCAGGGUCAGCCGUUUCGAGCCCACAAAGCAGUUCUUGCAGCCAGCUCUCCAUAUUUCCGAGACCAUUCGGCACUAAGUACCAUGAGUGGCUUGUCAAUAUCAGUGAUUAAAAAUCCCAACGUGUUUGAGCAGUUGCUUUCCUUUUGUUACACUGGAAGAAUGUCCUUGCAAUUGAAGGAUGUUGUCAGUUUUCUGACGGCAGCCAGCUUUCUUCAGAUGCAGUGUGUCAUUGACAAGUGCACACAGAUCCUAGAGAGCAUCCAUUCAAAAAUCAGUGUUGGAGACGUUGACUCUGUCACUGUUGGUGCAGAAGAGAAUCCCGAGAGCCGUAACGGGGUGAAAGAUGGCAGCUUCUUCGCUAACCCAGUUGAGAUCUCCCCUCCAUACUGCCCUCAGGGACGGCAGCCCACCACCAGCAGUGAGCUCCGGAUGGAGACAGCCCCCAGCAAAGCCUUGCGUAGCCGCUUACAGGAGGAGGGGCACUCAGACCGGGGCAGCAGUGGGAGCGUGUCUGAGUAUGAGAUUCAGAUUGAGGGGGAUCAUGAGCAAGGGGACCUUUUGGUGAGAGAGAGCCAGAUUGCUGAGGUGAAAGUAAAGAUGGAAAAGUCUGACCGGCCCAGCUGUUCUGACAGCUCCUCUGUGGGUGACGAUGGGUACCACACGGAGAUGGUUGAUGGGGAGCAAGUAGUGGCAGUGAACGUAGGCUCCUAUGGCUCUGUGCUCCAGCAUACGUAUUCCUACUCCCAGGCAACCUCACAGCCUUCCAGUUUGUCAGACACUUUUGGAAGCUUGAGUAAUUCUAGCCCAUCAAGGUCCAUGCUGAGCUGUUUCCGAGGAGGACGUGCCCGCCAAAAAAGAGCUUGGUCAGUCCACCUGCACAGUGACCUCCAAGGUGUGGUGCCAGGGUCCGACAGCGAAGCCAUGAUGAACAACCCAGGCUAUGAGAGCAGUCCGCGGGAGAGGAGUGCCAGGGGUCACUGGUACCCAUACAACGAGAGGUUGAUCUGCAUUUACUGUGGGAAAUCCUUCAACCAGAAAGGAAGCCUUGACAGGCACAUGCGACUCCAUAUGGGAAUCACCCCCUUUGUGUGCAAGUUCUGUGGGAAGAAGUAUACACGCAAGGACCAAUUAGAGUACCACAUCCGGGGCCACACCGAUGACAAACCAUUCCGCUGUGAGAUCUGUGGGAAGUGCUUUCCAUUCCAAGGUACCCUUAACCAGCACCUGCGGAAAAACCACCCAGGUGUCACAGAAGUCAGGAAUCGCAUUGAGUCCCCUGAGAGAACAGAUGUGUAUGUGGAACAGAAACUAGAAAAUGAUGCAUCAGCCUCAGAGAUGGCCCUAGAUUCUCGCAUGGAAAUUCAUACAGUGUCUGAUGCUCCUGAUUAGGAUGGUAAAGAAGUGCACCCAAACAAAGCACAUUAAUCAAUGCAUAUUUGUGACUUGCUUUGUGUAAUCUUUUGUUUCCCCAACUAUCUGGAAAGCUCUUGGUCUCUUGGCAGUUCUUCUAAAGUUUCUGGACGGAACACUUCAUUGUGUUUAUCCUUUCUCCCAUUCUGUCUCCCCCAAGGAGCUCAAAGCAUGAAGGGCAUCGUAUCCAGGGAAAACACAGGCUGACAGUAUUUUUCUUUGGCUGAACUCUUAAUCCCAAACCUGCCAGUUAUUUAGCUAUGCCAAUUGGUUGACCCUACAUUCUCUGCCAAGAGGCAUCCUCUCUCACUGUGGGCACUAGCACCAGUGUAUUUAUUUCCACAGGGAGACUAGGUUGCUAUCCAGCUGAUAUAAAUGGGUAACCUUUUGUAAGUUAAAUUUACUUUUCAAGGGUAGUUAGACUAUAUAUAUAUAUAAUAAAGUGAUUAUUAUAUAUAUAGUUAUAUAUACAUUCUGAAAUUUGAGUUUAUUCUGGUUGAGGUGAAUGUAAGAGAAAUAUAUAAUUUAAUACAACGUGAACAGAGCUUUUAACUCUGUCUCAUCCCUACCUAAUAUGUUAGUUUUGCCCCUUCAUUUCCCCUCCAGAAGAAUGUCAGUAGGUUUUCAUAUCUAUUAAUCAUUGUGUCCAGAAGCAGAUAAAGCAAAUCACAGUGUUCAUAGCUCUGCUUCACAGCAAAUACAUAAACCAAAUGCCAUAAAAUUUCUUAACUCUAGUUGAAACCGUUUGGAAUUUUUGUUUGUUGUCCAGCACAUAAGCUGGAUAACCUGUGGUGCUGACCUUUUUAAUAGUGUAGUAUUCUAUUAGCCAACCCCAAAGGAGCAGUGGUUUUCAAGGUUUUUACUGGCCUACAAAUCUACCUUCAUUCCGUACUGUAGAAACAUACAUUCCAGGUAACUGAACCGAAUCACUCUACCAUGAGUUAUUACUCGCACUAAAGGAAAAGAAUUUGUAGUUCUGGCUACAAAAUUCUUCAAGCAGUGUUGUUUGUUUUUCCUGUUGUUGUUAUUUUUUUUUUCCUUUCUCUUUUCAAACAGCCAGUUCAGGUGCACAGCAACUUUUUCUAUGUGCAGUUCCCAGGGAAACUGCAAAACUUGGAAUUUGUACUUUUUGUAAAGCUAUACUCUACGGGAAUUGCAAGCAAUAUAUCUAUCCUAGUAUUGUGUGUGCUAACGCGAGCCUCUGUGGCACCCCCACUCUCUGUGUUUCCUGCUGAAAGAAACCAACAGUUCAAAGCCCUCUAAGAUACUCUGUGUGUCACCAAAUCUGUAUGUGAUGUCACCAUAUUUUUGGUCACGUGGUGCUAUUUUUAUGUUCCGUGUCUUUUAGGUCAGUAUAGUUGUAGAAAAUGUGAAAUCUAAUGGUAAUAGUGAAUUAUAGUUAUUUUCCUCCCAAGUUCAUAGCUUGAAGAGAGACCUCAAAAGCAUGUGCUGGCAAACAGGUUGCUCUACAAAGACAUACCUGAGUCCUGUUUGAAUAAUGUUGUCUUAGUACUUUAGCUUCAGUUUCUCUGUUGUACCAACAGGCUUUACAAGAUCACUUUGGUACUGUAGACUCUGGCAGAGAGAACUUUUGGGAACAGGUUGGUGGUGAGUCUUGCUGCAGGCCGCCCAGGGAAUGUCAUUAUGCUUCGUCUCUCUGCCUGAGAACCUGGGCUCUGAGACCCACAACCAGCACAUCUCCAAGCCACCUAAAAAAAAAACCAGACAGAUAACCUCACAGGCUAGGAGUUAAAGAAUGCAGAAGUCAGUGUUUGCUGGUUUCCCAUGCUUUUCUGGCUCUUAAAAGACCAAGAGUGGUGGGUUCGGGGAGGGGGGGGGGUUGUUUUGAAUUUAAUUUUUUUUUUGAGAAGUCAUUCAAGCCCUCCCUGUGUGGCGUCCCCACCCCCCAGUCACCCCCUUCCAGUGGUGGCUGAGCAGUAGCACCUCUAGCACACAGGAUUUGUUCACAUGUGAACUGCUGGGCUACACCUCAGUGUUAACUCACAUAGAUUUCACUCUAACCUUGCUGCUCCUGGGGAGCAGCUCUUGCUAAUCGGGUAUAUAGUAUGCCUUUUUCCUCGUCAAACUGCCUAAGUCGGGGUUUGUUCUCUCCCUGAAGCACUUGCUCAACUUUUGAUAAAGCUGCGUGCCUCAAGGGGAGGCUGGACUCUUAAGUGUUUACCCACUUAAAUGUGUUCUGGGGUUUCAGGUAAAUGUUUGUGAUUUUUUUUUUCCUUACACAACUAAGUUUGCUUUUUGAUUUUUCUUCGUAAGAGUUAAAUGCAAAAAUAAAAAAAAUGUGUUGUGAUACAAAUUUAAGUUUGUGACAAGAAAGACCCAAAUCCAAGGACAGGAGAGUCAAGCUCAGGGAAGGAACCUCCUAUUCACUCAGGCUCAGGCCUUCUGUGAGGUCUCCAGAGCUUUCCACAGGAUGCGAGACAGGUGGAGAGUGGAGAGCACUCUUGAGGCAGUACCUCCAUGUCCUGGAUCUUGUCUCUGUGUCUGUCUGAACCUUAUUUACAUGGAGUUGUUGUGCUUGUAAAUGUGUUUUAGCUGGUUUGAGUUUACCAAAGAGUGACUUAUCCAAAAUUGUCUUUGACAAAACUAUACAUUGCUUUGAUUGUACAGUUCAGGUUCAAACAUUGUAAUGGGACUGUUAAGGGGCAGAAAAUUGAUUGAGUUUCUCUCUAAUAAUCAUGAUAUCACAUUUUGCAAGUUCCACUUGCUCCCAUUCAUGUUGCUAACACUUUACCCUCUCUCUCCACUGCUAGCAGUGUUAGAAUGAAUACUCAAGCCAUAACACAGUACUGUAACGUUCGCAGGGCUUCAAGGGAGGUGCGUAGGCCAGCACAGUGCUGUGGAGCCACUGAGUUGAGCGCUCCAAGGUCUGCCUCCAGUGGGCGGGGCUGUGGGGUGGUUCCUCUGGUGAGCAGCAGCAGUUGAUUGUGCCUUGCCACAGGAGGAUGUGCCAGGAGGUUAACAUGACCACAGAACAGAACCAUUCUCUCCCUGAAGUUCAUUCCACGUCUCCACAGACGAAGGACGCUGUGUAACUAGCUCCUUAGAGCAACUCCUUCUGGAAAGCAAAGUCCCUAUUUCUGUACAGUUUUAGGUUAGGUGUUUCAUUUAUAACAGAUGCAGAAAUCAGCUAAGAGAAAAAAGUGAUAUGUGAAGAAAUCUUUUACGGUAAAAUAUAUCCUGAAUUCCUCUAGGCUUGUUCAUAAUUGAGUCUCUGCGCUACCUUUUCCAUAUUUGACAAUGUGAAGACAGUGACAGCGUCCUUUUCUAUCAAUGUCUAACCUGUUAUUACAAACUGUGAAGACAAAAUAUUUUAUACUUUUGCUAAUGUUUGUGGUUUUAAACAGUUUUCAUUCCAAUCAGUUCUCUACCCUCUAAUUUCUACUAAAACUGUAAAUACAUUUAAAAAUAUAUUUGUAAAUACAAUUUAUGAAAAAAGUUAACUUUUUGGUUAGUGGGAAAGCUUCCCAACCAAUUGGCUCUGCCUUGGCAUUUAUUUGGGGUUUUUUUUCUUCCUUUUUUUUUUUUGUGUGUGUAUGUGUGUGUGUUUGUUGUUUAUCUUCUUUUUAAGCCGCAGAAAGGAUACUGUCAAUUCACUGUUAAGCAAAAUAUACUGUAGAACUAAAUUGCUAAAUUUUAAAUUUUUGAGAGCAUAUGACUCUUCUAAUGAUAGCGGUUAUAGCCAACUCUGUUUUUCCCUUAGCCCGGAUCAUAAGGCCUGUGUAUUUUUGUGUGUGAUUGUUUUUAUUUUUAUUUAAUGUCCUGCAUUCUAGGAAGAAUUUGCAGGGAUACAAAACAAGGGCUGGGGGAGUCAUCCAUGUGAAUGAGCUUUACUUUAGAGAUAAUGUGUUUUAUUUUAAUUUUUUUUCUAUUUGUAACUGUGACAUUUUUGUUGUUGUCAUUGUCAUUAUAGUUUAAAUCUAUAAUGGUUUCCUGUGAAGCCUCCACUGAAAGGGACUCAAAUAUGCAACACCUAAACUAUUUUCCAAGGGCACAUGCCCCUUGAAUGGUGCUUCUAGACUGGUCAGGGUUAUUUAUUAAAUUUUAUAUAUGAAAGUAUUGGGGAAUUAUGUAAAUUCUUUAUAUGAAACUAGUUCAUAAGUCAUAGAUUUCAUAUUACUCAGUGCAACUGAACUGAAAGUUCAGGAAAGUCAUUCACAUUGUUCCAAAAUUGUAACGGUUGUCACACAUCACAUGCGUCUUCUUCAAUAAGUGCCAGAGUGGUCCCACUGUUUCUGUCCAGUGCUUGACUUCUCAGCCCAGAAGAGGGCCGGCAUGCUCUGCUUCUCUCCCUGGGUCUGGCACAGACAGGGCUAUUGUAGUUCUUCAUCAAGUCUUGGAGUCGGUCUUGUGGCCGUGGUGCUCCGUGUGGCAGAUUCAGUAAACAGACCUCUUGCUGCCCCUCAGUGACAAGUAUGCUGUGAAUUCAACCUUUGGACUUGAGACUCAAGCCUCUGGUUGCUGCCCUGACUAGAGUAAGAGGUAGACUUACUUUGUUUGAAAAUAACCAUUUUUCUAAUGUGAAAACCAUCUUUCUCACCACUUUAUUAGUAGGGCUAACAUUGUUUUCCGUUAUAAGUGGUUGAGCAAUUUGAAUGACUUAACACAGUGUCAUUAUCUUGCAAUAUAAACUGGUAACCUCACAACUCCACACUUCAUUGCCAUGUGAAGUAAAUGAAGCUAGCUAAGCGGAUGCUGUAUCAACUAGUAACUUGCCAUUAAGGAUUAUUUUAUAGCAUGGAGUUAAGACUAUUUAUUCAAAUGAUAUUUUACUCUCGUAUUCAUUUUGUUUUAGAUUUGUGACAUGAAUAUUUCAGUGCUGCUUAAUUUUGUUCUGAAUUCUUGUUUCUUGCUUGUAAAUGGCUUUUUUAUGGUAUAAAGUCAAUGGACAUUGCUGUUUGUAAAUAAAAAUGCUG